UGUCGUUUUCUGGUCUCAUUCGUUUUACUACUAUCCAGAUGAUUAGUUGUUAGCCUUUAAAAAAAGUCUGGCUUGGUUGCAGAUCUAGGUGAAAUUAUACAACUCUGUCACUAAAACACAUCCCCGAGACUUUAGGUGAAAUGGAAGGACAACGCUGGUUACCUCUGGAGGCUAAUCCAGAAGUAAUGAACCAAGUGAGUAAGAUGUGUCGGUUCUUGAGUCCUUUCUGGUCUUCAGCUCUAGUGAAAUGCAUGAAGUUUUUACGACAGUUGGGCUUAGUACCUAGCUGGCAGUUUGGAGAUGUAUAUGGUUUGGACCCAGAACUUCUUACGCUGGUGCCAAAGCCUGUGUGUGCUGUCCUGCUCCUCUUCCCUGUCACAGAAAAGUACGAGUCAUUUAGACUGGAGGAGGAAGCAGAGAUUAAGGCACAGAGACAGGAAGUGUCAUCAGAGGUGUACUUCAUGAAACAAACUAUUGGAAAUGCAUGUGGCACCAUAGGGUUGAUUCACGCAGUAGCAAAUAACCAAACACUCCUUGAGUUUGAGGCUGACUCACCCCUGAAGACGUUUAUUAUGCAGUCCUCUAAGAUGAGCCCAGAGGAAAAAGCAGCCUUCCUAGAAAAAGAUGAGAGUAUCCGUGUAACACAUGAAUCAAGUGCCCAAGAGGGUCAGACAGAGGCUCCAAGUGUUGAUGAAAAGGUGGAUUUACAUUUUAUUGCCUUUGUGAAUGUUGGAGGACAUUUAUAUGAGUUGGAUGGUCGGAAACCAUUUCCAAUAGUUCAUGGGAAAACCACAGAGGACAGCUUCCUUGAGGACGCUGCAGAUGUUUGUAAGAUCUUCAUGGCACGUGAUCCCCAAGAGCUUCGCUUCACUGUUGUGGCUCUCUCCAAAGCAUAAAACACUCACUUACUUUCUGUUUAUUGAAGAAGAAACUGCCAGCCAUUCGCAAAUGAUGUUUUCAUUCUUACAAGAUUGAAUUACAUCUUUGAUAAAAUGGGUAUUUGCUAAUAUUUUGCUGCACAGAAAGAAACACAAAGAAAUUAAAUGUGUCCAUGUACACAUUUAUAGGCUUUUUAAAAAAUUGUUUAAUUACUACUUGAAUUAUAACUAUGCCUUUUCUGCUCUGUCCUACAUACUGACACUCUAAUUUAAAUUAGACCAGAACUAAUUAGUGGUUUCUCGAAACACUGCAAAAGAACAAAUCAUGUGUGUGAAACAUGCAUAAACUUUUCUUUUUUCUGAUUCACAAAAUUCCAUUAAAGGUAAAGCUCUUUGUAAA
Molecule: messenger RNA, 1278 nt
Organism: Tachysurus vachellii
Lineage: Eukaryota; Metazoa; Chordata; Actinopteri; Siluriformes; Bagridae
Gene: uchl3
Product: ubiquitin carboxyl-terminal esterase L3 (ubiquitin thiolesterase)
Exons: 9
Coding region: 141-896 (251 amino acids)
Biological process (GO): ubiquitin-dependent protein catabolic process; protein deubiquitination
Cellular component (GO): cytoplasm
Molecular function (GO): cysteine-type deubiquitinase activity
Source: RefSeq, a predicted model, not a curated record